Messenger RNA from Monoraphidium neglectum, 1182 nucleotides. RefSeq lists its product as hypothetical. The coding region runs from base 1 to 1182 and encodes 393 amino acids. The record is from RefSeq and is a predicted model, not a curated record. NCBI's taxonomy places the organism in Eukaryota, Viridiplantae, Chlorophyta, Chlorophyceae, Sphaeropleales, Selenastraceae. The transcript is spliced from 3 exons.
AUGAGCGAGCAGCUCCUCCGGCUGGAGCGGCAGUUGCUGCGGCGGCAGGCCGAGGUGCAGGCACUGGGGGAGCAGCAGCGCUCGCUGCACAUACGCGCGCUCGCCGCACAGCUUGCAACCGACCAGGCGCUUGGCCUGCUGCAGCUGGGCGCCUUGCUGCAGCAGCAGCAGCAGCAGCAGCAGCAGCAGCAGCAGCAGCAGCAGCAGCAGCAGCAGCAGCAGCAGCAGGAAGAGCGCCGCCACGACAAAACCCCCUGCCGGCAGCUGCCGCCCCAGACCGCGUGCCCCGACGCCGAAGCUGCCUCCGGCUGGGCCGCCCUCCUCACCCAAAUGCGGCUGGAUUUGUCAUCCCUGGCCGCCGCCGCGCCGCCGCUGGGGGCGCGUGGCCUCCCCUCAGGCCUCGGCUGGUCGCCGGCGGCCGCGGCGGCGCGCGCGGCCGGCACAGAUUUGUCGACAGCAGGGCUGGCGAGGACCUUCCACGAGUUCGUGCAGCGCGCUGGGCCGUUCUACUUCAAGGCGCGCCACGGCGGCCGCUGCCCCGAGGCGGAGUGGGCGCGCGGGCGCCUGCUGGAGGAGCGCGCGCGCGUCAUGGAGCAUACUGCCCUGGUCUGCCUCAGCCGGGACGCCCGGCCCGCCUGCGAGGUGCUGCUGGGCCCGCUGGGCGACGUCGAGGGGGGCGCGGGCGCGCCUGCGCCUGCUGCCGCUGCCGCUGCGGCGGCGAGGUACUCUUGGAUCGUGGAGCAGCUGCAACUGGCGCCCGGCCAGGAGGAACUGCUGCUGUCUGCACUCCUCUGCGGCCAGGGGCGCCUUGCGCCAUUGCACGCGCGCCACGAGGCGCUCUCCACCCUCUGCAACUCGGCCUGCGCGGCCGCCGCGGCCGCCGCCGCGGGCGGCGGCACGGGCUGCGGCGGCGUUGACGGCCGCCCUGGGUUGGACGAGGCAGUGGCACGGAUGGGCGCGUGGCUGAGCAGCUACCAGUUCGCUUCCGCCUGCUGCGAUCUGGUGGCCUUUUGCUCAGUCCUCCUGCCCGAGCAGUUUGCUUCGCUCAUCAUCGCCGCGUGGCCGCGCCUGCCGACGGCGGCGGGGCUCCUCGAGGCGCUGCAGGCGCGCGCGGAGGCGCGGGGGCGGGCGGACGCGUGCGGCCCCGGCGGGGGCACGUUGCCCCGGCCUGCUCGGAACUGA